CAAAAGAAACCAAGAGAGAGAUAUAUAAAUUAAUUAAUUAAGCAAUUAAUUAAUUAAUAAUUGAACAUGGCCAAAGCCAUUUGGAUGUUAUAUAUACACUUGUCCUCACUCCCACCAAUGCCAUAAUUUCUUCACAUGAGAGCAACACACAACCUCACGUCCUUGGUUCCAUCUGUGGCUGUGUUGUAUCACUCCUCUUCACUUCCAAAACCUUCUUCCCUUCCCUCCAUUCUCCAAUAUCCCACUGAAAAUGAGGAACAGAAACAACCAUCCCAGGUGAUUGCUAUAGCUAGGAGUCAGCAACAACUACAACAACCACAACUAUCCUUCCAAAAACCACCUUUUCAUUUUCCCUUGUAGAAGCUACACUGCUUUUCCCCUCUUAGGUGCUUACCUACCACUAUCUCUCUCAGCAAAAUUAACACAGCAAAAGAAGAAACAAUGCACAACCUCUCCUUUAACAUUAAAGGCAAGCCUAGCUAGUAUUAUUAUUGUACAUAUAUAUUACACCACACUCCUCAACCUUUCCCAUUUCCUCGAUCUUUUUUCUGCCUAGUUUCCACUGCAAGAAAGCAAGCACCCAUAGCCUUAUUAUUCAUCUUGAAUCAGCCAUAUAUAUACAUAUAUAUAGAUAAAUAUAUGGAAGGUUUUCACCCUUCUAUGACCUCUCCAUUUUCUUACACAUUUCCUAUCAGUGGUGCUGGUAGUAGUAAUAUCACCACUGCCGCAGGCACUUACAACACUUCUUCUACCACUCCAUGGAUGAACAGCAGAAUAUGGAGCAAGCUCCCUCAAAGACUUCUUGACCGUGUCUUAGCGUUCCUUCCUCCUCCUGCUUUCUUUCGUGCACGUUGUGUUUGCAAGAGAUGGUAUGCUCUUCUCUUCUCCAACACCUUUCUUGAAUUAUACCUACAAGUUUCACCACGCCGCUACUGGUUCAUGUUCUUCAAGCACCACAAGACCGGCCGCAAGAGCUACAUCUACAAGAACAACAACAACAACAACAACAACAACAAUAACAAUGGUAGUAGUGGUUGUGGACAUGGUGCAGCCUCAUCUUGUGAAGAAGGGUACCUCUUUGAUCCCUAUGACAUGGCAUGGUACCGUAUUUCCUUUGCUUUGGUUCCCUGUGGCUUCUCUCCAGCUUCUUCAUCUUCUGGUUUACUAUGUUGGGUUUCUGAUGAGGCUGGUCCAAAGACCAUGCUUCUCUGCAACCCUAUGCUUGGUUCUUUGACUCAGUUACCUCCCACUUUGAGACCAAGACUCUUUCCUUCCAUUGGCUUAACCAUUAGCCCCACUUGCAUAGAUGUUACUGUUGCUGGGGAUGACAUGAUAUCUCCUUAUGCAGUGAAAAAUUUGACUUCUGAAAGCUUUCACAUUGAUGCAGGUGGGUUUUAUUCGUUGUGGGGAACCACCUCUUCUUUGCCUAGGCUUUGUAGCCUUGAAUCUGGUAGAAUGGUUUAUGCUGAAGGCAAAUUCUACUGCAUGAAUUGUAGUCCUUUUAGUGUGUUGGCUUAUGACAUCACAUCAAACACUUGGUUCAAAAUUCAAGCACCUAUGAGGCGGUUCCUUAGGUCUCCUAGCCUUGUUGAAUGCAAGGGAAAGUUGCUUCUAGUUGCGGCUGUAGAGAAGAGCAAGCUUAACGUACCAAAGAGUUUGAGGGUGUGGAGUUUGCAGGCUUGUGGAACUAUGUGGGUGGAGUCAGAGAGAAUGCCACAACAACUUUAUAUUCAGUUUUCUGAGUUGGAAGUUGGGAAUGGUUUUGAAUGUGUAGGGCAUGGAGAGUUUAUUGUUAUCAUGAUUCGUGGAACAGACAAGGCCUUGCUGUUUGAUAUAUGCAGGAAGAGGUGGCAGUGGAUUCCACCUUGUCCUUACACAGCACAUGAUGGCUUUGAAUUGCAUGGUUUUGCCUAUGAACCUAGACUUGCCACCCCAGUUACUGGCCUCCUUGAUCAAUUGGCACUUCCCUUUCAGAGUUUUAAUGCUUGAAUGGAAUAAUAGUUGAUAUAUAAUAAUGUGUUGGUAAUGUUGUAACGAUGCUUGGUAUGGCCUAGCUUGAAGUAUGAAAAUUAAAUGCAGUGAGUCCGUUUGUAGUAUUAUUGAUAUUAGUGCACUAGUCAAUCACUUAGCGUUCUACAAUAGUUUUGAGGUUUGGUUUGGAAUCUAAGCAACUAGGCUGUGAAAUGCAAUUAUAAUUAAGCAGCUUCCUUUUGCACUUAUCAGCUUCCACGUGCUACUACGAUGUUUUUACUACACGUUAUUUUCUUUAACUUUUUCCCCCCCUUCUAAAAAGCACAAAACUAGGUCUGGUGUCCAUUUAGUAAUUUAUUAUAUAUAAUGAGAUGUGAUCGUUAUACUAUUGUUUCCAUUCAUCGUGUCUCCUAUGGUCAAAUUUUCUAAUUUAUAUCAUGAACUCUCACUUUUUAACUACGGGCCAAUUUUUGCAUAUUAGAGAUCAACUAUUUCUUUUUACUUAUUCCUCGUGUGUAGAUAGGUAGAUAGUAUCCUCUAGGAAUAAUAACAAAGCAUAAGAUGCAAUCCAUAGAGCAGCUGACAAAUACUACCUUUUUUUAAAAAAAAGAAAAUAAUACAAUUUGUUAAGAAUGAACUUCAAUAGGACAUUGAGACCUACACAAUAUGGCAAUCAAACCUUGUUACUUUUACCUUAUUUUGUACAUGAAAUCUUCAAAUUGUCAAUUUUUAUUCAAAAUAUUCAUAAACUAAGUUACUUCAUAUCUUAUUUUGUUUAAAAUUUAUCAAUUAAAAUAUCUAAUUUUAUCUUAAAUAUAUUAUAACAUUUGAAGGUUCCACAGUUAAAAAAAAGUAGCUUUCAAAAUUUAUAAUGGAGAACAUUUUUUAAUCAUAGCCAAACUUUAUCUAUUAUUUAUAUUUAAAAGAAGUGCAUGUGAUAUUGAACAAUUGUUUACUUAUGCUAAUAUUUUUAAAUUGUGCUCCACUGUUGUAACUUUCGUUUAUUUUAUUUAGACAACAAUUUUACAAUUAGCAUAAUUGUAAAUGAAAAUAUUUGUUGUAAACAUAAACACACAAUGGUUACUUCAAUAACAACUUAUCAACAACGAUAAAAU
This is a messenger RNA of Abrus precatorius (Indian licorice), 3086 nucleotides long. RefSeq names its product protein UNUSUAL FLORAL ORGANS. The record is from RefSeq and is a predicted model, not a curated record. The transcript has a single exon. Lineage: Eukaryota; Viridiplantae; Streptophyta; Magnoliopsida; Fabales; Fabaceae. Gene Ontology annotation, molecular function: protein binding. Bases 640 to 1989 code for a protein of 449 amino acids.